CUUGUUCAAGGGGUUGGGGAACGCUGCGAUUUUUCUGUGUUCGGCAACUCCCAAAAGCUCUCUCUCUAUCUCUCGCCUCUACUUUAGCUUAGAGCUUCUUCGUUCCGUCACCAGAAAUUUCAACUACUCGUUCUUUGAGCUGAUUCCCAGUGAUUUUCACGAUGGCGAGUCUUCAAUUACUCAGAUCUGAUGGAGACAGCGGGAAGCUUGAGGCGACGGUAGAUCGGCUUCUGAAUGAAGAGAAGCAGAUGAGACUCGCCGAAAACGUCGCCGGUACAAGGAAAGCAGCUACUGAGAUUCUUCAGCUUUGUUUCGAAGCUAAGGAUUGGAAACUUCUGAAUGAGCAGAUUCUCAAUCUGUCUAAGAAACGUGGUCAGCUCAAACAGGCUGUUCAAUCCAUGGUGCAGCAAGCGAUGCAGUAUAUUGAUCAGACACCAGACAUUGAAACUCGGGUUGAGCUUAUUAAGACGUUGAACAAUGUAUCUGCUGGAAAGAUAUAUGUUGAAAUUGAGAGGGCACGUCUGACCAAGAAGCUUGCUAAGAUUAAAGAAGACCAGGGUCAGAUAGCUGAGGCUGCAGAUCUCAUGCAAGAAGUUGCUGUUGAGACAUUUGGCGCUAUGGCAAAGACUGAGAAAAUUGCUUUUAUCCUUGAACAAGUUCGCUUGUGCUUGGAUCGUCAAGAUUUUGUUCGUGCACAAAUCUUAUCUAGGAAGAUCAAUCCUAGAGUUUUUGACGCAGAUACAAAAAAGGAUAAGAAGAAACCUAAGGAAGGUGAGAACAUGGUAGAGGAGGCUCCUGCUGAUAUACCCACUUUGUUGGAGCUUAAGCGAAUUUACUAUGAGCUAAUGAUUCGGUACUAUUCUCAUAACAAUGAGUACCUUGAAAUCUGCCGUAGCUACAAGGCGAUAUAUGAUAUCCCUUCUGUAAAAGAAACUCCAGAGCAGUGGAUUCCGGUCCUGAGGAAGAUCUGCUGGUUCUUGGUCUUGGCACCUCAUGACCCAAUGCAAUCAAGCUUGCUCAAUGCAACUCUGGAAGACAAGAAUUUAUCAGAAAUCCCUGAUUUCAAGUAUANUCUGAAUGAGCAGAUUCUCAAUCUGUCUAAGAAACGUGGUCAGCUCAAACAGGCUGUUCAAUCCAUGGUGCAGCAAGCGAUGCAGUAUAUUGAUCAGACACCAGACAUUGAAACUCGGGUUGAGCUUAUUAAGACGUUGAACAAUGUAUCUGCUGGAAAGAUAUAUGUUGAAAUUGAGAGGGCACGUCUGACCAAGAAGCUUGCUAAGAUUAAAGAAGACCAGGGUCAGAUAGCUGAGGCUGCAGAUCUCAUGCAAGAAGUUGCUGUUGAGACAUUUGGCGCUAUGGCAAAGACUGAGAAAAUUGCUUUUAUCCUUGAACAAGUUCGCUUGUGCUUGGAUCGUCAAGAUUUUGUUCGUGCCCAAAUCUUAUCUAGGAAGAUCAAUCCUAGAGUUUUUGACGCAGAUACAAAAAAGGAUAAGAAGAAACCUAAGGAAGGUGAGAACAUGGUAGAGGAGGCUCCUGCUGAUAUACCCACUUUGUUGGAGCUUAAGCGAAUUUACUAUGAGCUAAUGAUUCGGUACUAUUCUCAUAACAAUGAGUACCUUGAAAUCUGCCGUAGCUACAAGGCGAUAUAUGAUAUCCCUUCUGUAAAAGAAACUCCAGAGCAGUGGAUUCCGGUCCUGAGGAAGAUCUGCUGGUUCUUGGUCUUGGCACCUCAUGACCCAAUGCAAUCAAGCUUGCUCAAUGCAACUCUGGAAGACAAGAAUUUAUCAGAAAUCCCUGAUUUCAAGAUGCUUCUAAAACAGGUAGUGACAAUGGAGGUUAUUCAAUGGACAUCUCUGUGGAACAAAUACAAGGAUGAGUUCGAGAAAGAGAAAAGCACGGUUGGAGGUUCUUUGGGUGACAAAGCAGGUGAAGAUCUGAAGCUGAGAAUAAUCGAACAUAAUAUUCUCGUUGUCUCAAAGUAUUACUCAAGGAUAACCUUAAAGAGAAUUGCAGCGCUUUUAUGCCUGAGCAUUGAGGAGGCGGAGAAGCAUCUGUCGGAGAUGGUAGUGUCGAAAGCACUGAUUGCGAAAAUAGACAGACCAUCAGGGAUUGUGUGCUUCCAGAUCGCAAAAGACAGCAACGAGAUUCUAAACUCGUGGGCAGGGAAUUUGGAGAAGCUAUUAGAUCUGGUUGAAAAGAGUUGCCACCAAAUUCACAAGGAAACCAUGGUUCACAAAGCCGCUCUCAGACCUUGAAAACAUGUGGGUUCAUCAUGAAACAUUUCAGGAUCUUCUUCGUGAGUUAUUUAUUAGCAGUCUUUUUAUGUGGUAAAAAACUCUGAAACAGUGUUUCCUUUUUAAAAAAUGUACUAUGGUUCUGUACACUAACGGAGUUCUUUUUUUUGCCACUUAUUUGGUUAUUUUCAAGUAUUUGUUGCUGGAUUAA
Camelina sativa (false flax) is the source of this 2445-nucleotide messenger RNA. The record is from RefSeq and is a predicted model, not a curated record. Lineage: Eukaryota; Viridiplantae; Streptophyta; Magnoliopsida; Brassicales; Brassicaceae.